This is a messenger RNA of Cucumis melo (muskmelon), 1410 nucleotides long. RefSeq names its product probable long-chain-alcohol O-fatty-acyltransferase 5. The coding region runs from base 25 to 1035 and encodes 336 amino acids. Gene Ontology annotation, biological process: lipid metabolic process. The record is from RefSeq and is a predicted model, not a curated record. NCBI's taxonomy places the organism in Eukaryota, Viridiplantae, Streptophyta, Magnoliopsida, Cucurbitales, Cucurbitaceae. The transcript has a single exon.
AAAAAAUUUCCCCAACCCUCCAAUAUGGAUAUGGAUGGUGAAGUCAUUAGAUUAAUCAAAGUGUUGCUCGUAUGCAUGGUAUCUCUAUUGUACUGCUAUUACAUAGCUUCAAAACUUCCCAAAGGCAAACCCAGGCUCCUUUCUCUCCUCCCAAUCUUCUCUCUCUUCGCCGUCCUCCCGCUCGACCUUUCCUACGUCGUCCUCACGAGUGGUAUCACCAUAUUCGUCACCUGGCUUACGACCUUCAAGCUCAUUCAAUUUUCGUUCGAUGUAGGUCCUCUAGCUUCCGACCCACCAUUGUCAUUCCCUCUUUUUGCUUCCAUCGCUUUCUUACCGACUAGACUCAGGGAUAUCAAAACAACCCCAUAUGUUCAAAAUCAUAAAAAAGAUUCAAUUGCACCUCAAAAACUUGACCAAGAACCACCACCCAAGUUACCUCUAAACUUGCCAGCUAAAGCUUUCUUAUUUGCAUUAUUGGUGGUGUGCAAGAGCCAUGUUCAUCUUGUCCAUCCCGUUCUCAACUUAAUCUUCAAUUGUGGAAUAUUGUAUUUCUACUUAGACAUGAUUAUGAGUAUAUCCAAUGAUUUUGUUCGAUUGAGUUUCGGUGUCAAGGUCAGACGAUCGUUUGACGAGCCGUAUCUUGCAACUUCGCUUCAAAAUUUUUGGGGUCGGAGGUGGAAUCGAUUGGUAUCUGAAACUUUGCACAACACAAUCUAUAAGCCAAUUCGUUAUAACGUCGGGAGCCCACGAUGGAUGGCGGUCUUCAUGGUGUUUGUGGUGUCGGGGUUGAUGCAUGAGCUUUUGUUCUACUACAUCAUCAGAGUGGUUCCAACUUGGGAAGUCACAUGGUUCUUUGUUAUUCAUGGAGUGUUUGUGGCCUUGGAGAUAGAGUUGAAGAGUGCAUUGGGGAAGAAAUGGAAGUUCCAUUGGGCAGUGACCGGACCCCUCACGAUGGCAUUUAUGGCUGUCACCGCUCAUUGGUUGUUCUUUCCACAACUAUUGAGGAUGAAAUACUGCCCGUUGUGGCAAGUGUGAUAGAAAAAAUUUAUAGUACUCCUCGUAGUACGCAUUCCUUCCAUUUACAUUAUAAGUCUUUACGAAAAUUUACAUUAUAAGUCUUUACUUUGUUAGACAAUGUUUUAACCAUAUUCCAUAUUAGACCACACAUUGUUCUAUGUUGACGUGGUUUAUAAUAAAUUAGAGUAGUAUCCAUGCUAUUGUAGUAUAGGAAUCUAGUGUGAUUGAACAAUGAGAAUCAUUCUUUCUUUUUACCUAAAUUAUUUUAAGGUUUUCAUGGAUCGGAUCCGGAUCUACAUAAGUUAGUUUAUGUUUUUUGUUGUUAUAUUUAGAACAAUAUAUAGAGUUUAUGAAUGAAAAUUUGAGUGUGAGAUAUUAUUGUUCUCUUUCUUC